AUGGCGUGCAUCUACUUUCCACAACCUGGCGUCGAGGUCUGACCGGCACGACUGACGGGAUAUCAUUGGGGCUUGUCUGCGGUUGCUUCGUACGCACGAACCCAGGCUUCGCUAGGGUACAAACAGGUGCUGCAUCGAACUUGGCACACUUUUGAAGCCUUCAUGGCCGGGUAGGUCGGCUUCUCCGUUUCUGUUCGCUUGGACUUGGACCUUAUCCGCAGCGCGCAUAUUCCUAACAGUUUUGGAUCGCUUUAUGUCGUUGGCGGUGUUCGCUACCUCUUCUCGAUCGGUAUCUACUCGUAAGUUCCUCUCGUGUCGAGUGAGGUCUCUCUGCCUUUUCACUUCCUGACAUACCUCGCCUUCCACAGCGGUGGACCAUUGGCGCUAUGGACGACAAUGUUGGCGACCGUCGUUUUCAUGACGAUCACGGCCGCCUCCCUUGCCGAGGUAAGUCUCUUGUUUGCGCGUUCACGUCCCAAACCAGCUUGACACGAUAACUGACCCCGAUGUUAACAUUGCAGAUUUGCUCGUCGCUGCCUCUCAGUGGUAGCAUCUACGCUUGGGCCGGUGCAGCCGCAGGUCCCAAAUACGGCCGGUUCUUUGCCUUCAUUGUCGCCUACUGGUCGACGACGGCAUGGACGUCUUUCGUCGCGUCCAACACCCAAGGCACGAUCAACUACAUUCUCACCGAGCUGACCGUUUUCAACCACGCCUUCCCCGGCGGCCUCGACUCGACCAACAUCAAGUUCCGGGCCGUGCAAUGGAUCUGUGCCGAGAUCUUCCUACUCCUCGCCGUGCUCAGCAACGUGCUGUCGCCAAGGAAGUUCACUUGGGUCUUCAAGGCUUCGGCGGCUAUCAUCGCAAUUGAUUUCUUCUUGACGGUCAUCUGGCUGCCUAUCGGCGUGUCCAAGACUUACGGGUUCCAGCCUGCAUCCUUCUUGAUGACGACAUACAACGUGAGUUGCGCCUGCGCAUCCAUCUUAUUCCUGACCUCAGGAACUGACUCCUAGACGCGAUCCUGUCCUUCACUGUCACAGGGAACGGGCGCCUCGUCUGCGUGGAACUACAUCUUGGCUUUCUUGUCGUCCUCGGGCGUGCUGACCGGAUUCGACGCCUCUGGACAUAUCGGGGAAGAGACCAAGAACGCAUCGCUCGCCAAUGCUCGCGGCAUUUUCUGGUCGGCCACGUUCUCGGGUUUGCUCGCAUUCCCUCUCCUCAUCUUAUUUCUCUUCUGUUCUCCUCCUCUCGACACCUUGUUCGCGAUCGAAGCUCCCCAGCCUUUCGUCCUCAUCUACACGCUCGCGCUCGGUAAGGGAGGCCAAAUGGUCAUGACGCUCGUCGCUACGGUCGGCCUCUUUGUCAACACCAGCUUGGCUAUUCUCGCCGCCAGUCGUCUCGUCUUUGGUAUCGCUCGAGACGGCGUGUUGCCCGGCUCGAGUUGGAUCGGCAAAGUCGAUCGCAGUGGACAACCCAAGAAUGCGAUUAUAUUUGUCGGUGGCGUCGCCGCGGUCCUGCUCUGCACGAUCUUGCCCUCCCAGGUCGCAUUCACGAGUCUGAUCAGUGCAUCCGGUCUACCAACGAUCGCUGCUUAUGCUUUGAUCCCGAUUUUGCGCCUGCUCUUCACCCGACACGAGUUCAGAACGGCCAAGUGGUCGAACGGGCGUUUCUCGGAGCUCUUCUGCCUCAUCACCGGCAUCUGGAACCUCUUCCUCAUCACCGUCCUGGUCUCGCCUUACGAGUGGCCCGUCACGGCGCAAAAUUUCAACUUUUCGAGCGUCAUCUUCGGGGCCAUCACCUUGCUCGCGAUCUUGACCUGGUGGUUCGCGCCGGAAGAACGAUGGCUCAGUCACCGCGACCUCCUCAAGAUCAUCGACGGCACACAUCAGCAGCAGCACACGGCGACGGUCGACGAGCAUGCUUCUAUCCCCGAGAAAGGGCUGUCGGAGUGA
Messenger RNA from Microbotryum saponariae, 1949 nucleotides. The record is from the annotation of a GenBank genome assembly. Lineage: Eukaryota; Fungi; Basidiomycota; Microbotryomycetes; Microbotryales; Microbotryaceae.